Nanorana parkeri is the source of this 1441-nucleotide messenger RNA. RefSeq names its product chromosome unknown C5orf24 homolog (gene CUNH5orf24). The coding region runs from base 146 to 805 and encodes 219 amino acids. The record is from RefSeq and is a predicted model, not a curated record. The transcript is spliced from 2 exons. NCBI's taxonomy places the organism in Eukaryota, Metazoa, Chordata, Amphibia, Anura, Dicroglossidae.
AAGAACCUCAAAUUAAUAAGAAUCAAAGCAGCUGUCCUUAUGCAUUGUAUGUGGCCAGUCACUGAUGGCACCUAACUAGAAGAUCGAUUAGCAGACGUGUGCGAUAUUGUGACUUUCUUCUAAGUAUAAGUCGACCAGCAUUGUCAUGUUCAGACGUCAGGAUCUGCCUGGAAUGCAUGUACGUGAAUCCUUUUCCUGCACGGGUGUUUCCGAUCCAUUUAUUCUGGAUGCACAAAAUAUCAAGAAAAUGAUGCGUCCUGUCACUAACAAUAAUGUAACUUUCUGUGGAAGUGGCAAAUCUUGCCUCAGCCAAGACAGCAUGAGAAGUGUAGAACAGUUUGGCUUGUACACCACCCAGCAGAGCAAAUACAGCCAUACUGUCAGCCAAAAGACUAUUUCCUGCCAGACACAAGAAACUAUAAAUGAGGCACAUUUGCAGACCUCAACCAGUAGGGAUCUGGACACGAAAAAUGAUUUAAAGAAAAAGAAAACCCUUGGGAGAUCUGGAAAGCGUGGAAGACCCUCUGGGACCACCAAAUUGGCAGGAUACCGAACCAGCACUGGAAGACCUCUGGGGACCACCAAAGCUGCCGGCUUUAAGACAAGUCCUGGCAGACCACUGGGCACAACCAAAGCUGCUGGAUACAAAGUCAGCCCAGGGAGACCUCCAGGUAGCAUAAAAGCUCUAUCACGGCUUGCAAAUCUAGGUUACACAAGUAACAAUGCAGCUUUCCCCUACCCCACAGCACUUAACAGAGGACUCCAUUCUGUUGUGGAUACCAACAUCAAACACCCCGUUGAGUAAAAGUCAUUUAGUAUGAAUGUUGAGAAAAUAUCAGAUGCUUUUAUCAUCACAUUGUUGUCUUUAAAAUUUCUUUAGAAUAGAAAUUCUGUUCAUUUGCAUCACACUUCAAGAUGGCAUAUAAGCAGGUUGUAUCUGCAUCAUUAGCUUACAUAUUGCCCUUUUCUAUUUGUCUGUGCUGACUUGUAUAACUUAUUUUGCCUGAGGGGCGAGGGGUAGUUUAAUUUUUUUUAAACUUUGCAUGCAAUGUUAGUUUAGAGUAUAUGAAUUAUUCGCAUAUGAGCAAAUGUGUGUGAUUUUUAAAGUUAUGCUAAUUAAUGCAAAAACAGCCAUAAAAAUUAGAGGGAAGAUUAAGAGGUGAAAGAAUAAUACCAAAUAUACAAAUGCGUUGUCACUGUAUGAUCACAUACAAUGUAGCCAAAAAUGUAAGAUAGAACAACCAUAGAGACAUGUACAUGUAGUUUAUUCUUUCAUCAUUCUGAAGUCUUUCUGAAACUUUUAAAGCACUUUCAAAAGGUGUAAUGGAUAGUGUAAAUAUGUCACAUGCAAUUAUGUAUUAUAUUUAAACCAGUAUAAAAUUUCACUUUUACAAAUGUGUGUUUUAUCCAAGGAACCAGAAUUAAUAUUACUACACAUAAA